AUGGCGGGGGCCGUCAAGCGCGCGAUGCGGCGGGCCCCGGAAGGGAACCCGACGAGCCUGCACGAGACCGGCCGGGCGGCGCGGAUGGCGAUGGAGAAGGUCCGCGUGGCGCUCGCCGAAGCAAUGGGCCUCCCGGCGAAUGAAAUCAUCUUCACCGGCGGCGGGACGGAGUCGAAUAACAUCGCCCUCCAGGGCUAUCGCGUUCUGCGCGAGGAGUGGUCGCACUCCUCGACCAAAGGCCCGCAGAGGAUGGACGACGCAAUCGAAAAGAAGAACGGCGACGAGGAGACUGUCGUGCGGGUGGUGGAUUUGGUAAAUCACGAAACCGGCUCCAUCUCGCGGGAGUUUAAACGCCCACCGAAUGGGCGACUUCACGUGGACGCCUCGCAGGCCUUUCUCAAAAUCGAUUUCCGCUCGCUUGACCUCUCGGAGGUCGACUCGAUGACCGUGACCGCGCACAAAAUCAACGGCCCGAUCGGGAUCGCCGCGCUGUAUUUGCGGGGGUUGAAAUGCCAUAAACUCUACAGCGGGGGCUCGCAGGAAAAGGGAAUUCGCCCCGGGACGGAAAACCUCCCUGCGAUUAUUGGUUUCGGCGCCGCGCUAAAGCUCGAUCGAAGUCAUUCCCAACAUCGUGAAAUUGAGGCGUUUGUCGGGAAGGAAUUGGAGGCUCUCGGGUGCGAACUAAACCGGCGGGGGGAGACGAGCGGGUUUAUCGUCCACGCGACCCUUCCAGCGGGGUAUGAUAAUACUGAGGUGGUUUCUCUGCUUUCGACGAAAUAUCGCGUGGAAAUAGGGACCGGGUCGGCGUGUAAUUCGGGCGUCUUGAAUACCACCGUCUAUGACACACUGGGGAAGCUGCCGGAGCCUCGGCGGUCGAUCCGAUUAAGCUGGGAUUGCUAUAAUACAAUGGAAGAGGCGGAGCGCGUGAUGGGAGCCUUCAGCAAGGUUCUCGCAGAGAAGAAACCCCACCGGUGA
Molecule: messenger RNA, 975 nt
Organism: Phytomonas sp. Hart1
Lineage: Eukaryota; Euglenozoa; Kinetoplastea; Trypanosomatida; Trypanosomatidae
Source: the annotation of a GenBank genome assembly